GGGAGCUAUUUGACAUGAAAGUGUUUCAUCCCAUUUCUUUGUCCCCACAACUCUCCCUCUGUCCGUCCUGCUGAUGGAUGGUCGAAGGAUGAUCCAAUUUUUGUUGGUCUGCAAUUUCAUGAAUUCAUGGGGACUCUGACAGAAAACCCAUCGGAAGAUGUAAAUGAAAGGUUGCAAAAUUUGCUGUUUGCUUUUUUCCUUUUUUGGUUGCCAACAUAUUGGUGAGUUUGGAAGUUUAGAAUGUUUCCAGGAAAAAGGGAAAACGUACUCGACAGAUCUCCUUCUCCUGAUCUUUGUUUUCUGCUUCUUGCUUUUGUGCCUGAUCUCUCUCUAUUUUGUGGCUAUGGGUGUUUUGGUUCAGCUGCUGUUGCCUGGGAGGCGGGGAAGCCAUUGGUGAUCGAAGAGGUCGAGGUGGCACCACCCCAAGCCAUGGAAGUCAGGAUAAACAUCCUCUUCACUGCCCUCUGUCACACUGAUGUGUACUUCUGGGAAGCAAAGGGGCAGAAGCCAUUGUUCCCCAGAAUUUUUGGACAUGAGGCUGGGGGGAUUGUUGAAAGUGUCGGUGAAGGCGUGACUGAUCUUCAGCCUGGUGACCAUGUUCUCCCUGUCUUCACUGGGGAAUGUGGGGAAUGUGCACACUGCAAGUCUGAAGAGAGCAACAUGUGCGAUCUUCUCAGGAUCAACACGGACAGGGGAGUGAUGCUUGCUGAUGGGAAAUCAAGGUUCUCCAUUAAAGGGCAGCCCAUCUAUCACUUUGUUGGCACCUCCACCUUCAGUGAAUACACAGUUGUACAUGUCGGUUGCCUUGCCAAGGUCAAUUCAAAGGCUCCUCUGGACAAAGUUUGUGUCCUUAGCUGUGGAAUUUCAACAGGAUUUGGAGCCACUGUUAAUGUGGCUAAGCCAAAGAAGGGUCAAAGUGUGGCUGUUUUUGGCUUGGGUGCUGUAGGCCUUGCUGCCGCUGAAGGUGCAAGGGUCGCUGGAGCUUCACGAAUUAUUGGAAUUGAUCUGAACCCCAACAGAUUUGAAGAAGCGAAGAAAUUUGGUUGCACAGAGUUUCUGAACCCCAAGGACUAUGAUAAACCCAUUCAAGAGGUGAUUGCAGAAAAGACCAAUGGUGGGGUUGACAGGAGUGUUGAGUGCACAGGGAACAUCAAUGCCAUGAUAUCGGCCUUUGAGUGUGUUCAUGAUGGAUGGGGUGUUGCCGUUCUGGUUGGUGUCCCACACCAAGACGCAGUAUUCAAGACACACCCCAUCAACUUCUUGAAUGAGAAAACACUGAAGGGAACGUUCUAUGGUAACUACAAGACACGCACUCACAUCCCCGGGGUGGUUGAGUUAUACAUGAAGAAGGAGCUGGAGUUGGACAAAUUCAUCACUCACCAAAUUCCAUUCUCUGAAAUCAACGAGGCCUUUGAUUUGAUGCUGAGUGGCCAAGGCAUUCGCUGUGUGAUGACCAUGGAUUCUUGAACGAUGAUGCAACUGAGAAGGAAAGAAGGAAAAGAAGCAAAACAGGAGAUGCGUCUGUCUGUGCUGGUCCUGUUGCAGCUUUACAGUCUUUGCCUUUCUUUUUUGUUCGUAGAAGUGAGUCUUGUUUUUUUGUACACGGUGUGAUGAUCGGAAGAGAAAAUCUGUAUUGAAUCUUCUGUUGCAUUUUUGACGAAGCAAGUAUUUAUAAAAUUUUUGAUGAGUUCAUCA
Nymphaea colorata (pocket water lily) is the source of this 1695-nucleotide messenger RNA. RefSeq names its product alcohol dehydrogenase 1-like. The coding region runs from base 241 to 1467 and encodes 408 amino acids. Gene Ontology annotation, molecular function: S-(hydroxymethyl)glutathione dehydrogenase [NAD(P)+] activity; zinc ion binding. The record is from RefSeq and is a predicted model, not a curated record. Gene Ontology annotation, biological process: formaldehyde catabolic process. Gene Ontology annotation, cellular component: cytosol. The transcript has 9 exons. NCBI's taxonomy places the organism in Eukaryota, Viridiplantae, Streptophyta, Magnoliopsida, Nymphaeales, Nymphaeaceae.